Messenger RNA from Drosophila hydei, 1049 nucleotides. RefSeq names its product venom allergen 5-like. The coding region runs from base 111 to 881 and encodes 256 amino acids. Lineage: Eukaryota; Metazoa; Arthropoda; Insecta; Diptera; Drosophilidae. The record is from RefSeq and is a predicted model, not a curated record. The transcript has 6 exons.
AUAUAAGGGAGGUCACUAAGGCAGCAAGACUGCUGCUGCCGCUGCUUCUGCUGCGGCUACAGCAAGCCUUCGCCUACAACUACUGCCAGAAUGCGACCAGCUAUUGCGAAAUGGCCAAUACGGUGCACUUCAUGUGUCGUUUGGAAACCGAGCUGCGUCCAUUGAAUAGUUUCAUCAAGCUGGUGGCCAUCAUACCAGACACUUAUGUAUUCCGUGACAUGAUACUGGAGUAUCAUAACAGCUUUCGCGAUGCUGUGGCCAGCGGCCUAUUGGUCAAUAAGAACGGUAUCGUUUUUCCGUCUGCCAGGCGCAUGCGCGAGCUCGUCUGGGAUUCGGAGCUGGCGUAUUUGUCGCGUAUGCAUGUCAAGAGCUUAUCCUUCAAGCAUACGGUCUGCCGUUCGGUGAAGCGCUUUCCACUAGUCGGCGAGAAUUUGAGUUUGAUUUUUACAAACAAAACGAAACACCAAAAAGUACGCGAUGUGCUGAACCUAACACUAAAGAAUAUGUUCCUUGAGUAUAAGGAUAUUGCGGAUCCCGAAAAAUCUGUUGACUACUUCGAUAUUAUGCAGCAUCCUGAGAGCUUAGGCCACUUUACGAUUAUGGUGAAUGAUCGCGUCUCAAGAGUGGGCUGCUCCCUAUCCAUAGCCACACAUUGUGUCACUACAAAGGCAGCGGGCCAUUGCUACUUUCUGUGUUGUCACUACGAUUUUAACAAUGUUGCCGGCGAGUACAUAUAUAAGCGUGGCCGACCGUGCUCAGGUUGCAACGCUUUUGAUACUACUCCCAGCAGGAAUUAUCUUAAUCUAUGUACCAAUAACGGACAAAUAUUUGCCAAAGAUGAUUCCAAAGUCGUUACGCGCUCAGAUGACGAUGAUGAGUAGUAUAUGCAAAAUAUAUAAAAACAGUUAUUUAUUUUUUGCUUAGCAUCCAAUUCACAUACGUUUCUUAUAACCUAUGACAUCGGUUUUAAAAACUCAAAUUUUCCAGUGUAUAUAUAUAUGUUUUUCUACUCUUUUGUAUCAUUUUUAUAAAAUCCGACUUUUUACUAA